AUGACUUGCACCCAUUGUCGCCUCUUCCGUUUUCCUCACUUUUGGCACGGGUUUCCAGUGUCAACGACGCAUUCCCUCAUUGGAGGACUUGUAGGUGCCGCAACAGCCUCUGUCGGCAUCGAGAAGAUCAAUUGGUCCAUUCGGGGCGUUUCGCAGGUUUUUGCUGCUUGGGUCAUUGCGCCAGGAAUCUCGGGCACCAUAGGCGCCUGCCUCUUCCUUUUCACCAAGCACAUUAUCCUGACAAAGCAGAAUGCGCCGCGGAAAGCAUUCUACACGAUUCCCGUCUACACCUUUGUCACGAUAGGUGCUAUCACGAUGCUUAUAUCCUGGAAAGGGGUGCAAACCCGUGUCGACCUCACGACAAAGCAAAUCCUCAAGACCGUCUUUAUCACUGCUGGCGGAGCCACCUCUCUGCAAGCCUUCUUCCUCCUGCCAUUCAUCUGGCGCAAGGUCAUGAUGGAGGACUGGCAGCUACGCUGGUGGAUGAUCUGGCGUGGCCCAUGGCUGUUGUACAUGCCACUGCCUCCGCCGCCCCCGGCUGGCGUAUCCCGCCUUAACAUCAAAGACUAUUACCGCGGUCACCUCACUGCCGAGGAGCUAGCCUACAUGCGUGCCUCGGAAUCUCUCCUCAGCUCGGUUCAGAUGAGCAGCAACGCCUCGGAACUCGACAAGGACGACGACUGCUCUCAGCGCCACAUACUCCCUCCGCCCGCCCUUCCCCUACCGCUACCGGGCAGCCCUCCCCCGAACCACAACGAACUCAGGCGCGCUCGCACCGCCAAUGACGAGCUCAUCCCGCCACGGCCGCCGGGGCCCUGGAACUCGCUCCGCGUCAUCGGCUGGCGCGUCAACCGCGUCCUCCUCCGCGGUCUCGAGAAGGACGUCAUCGCCAUGCAGCAGCGCAAGUCCAUCCUGACGUGGCACAUUGAGGACAUGCACGCCCGCGCCGCGCACUACGACAACCGCGCCGAGUACAUGUACUCGGCCCUCCAGAUCCUCACGGCCUCGGCGGCGAGCUUUAUCCACGGCGCCCACGACGUCAGCAACUCGAUCGGCCCGUUCACGACGGCGUGGUACGUCUGGCGCACCGGCGAGGUGCCGGAUAAGGUGGGCGUCCCGAUCUGGAUCCUGGCGUUCGGCGGCGCGGCCAUUGUGCUGGGUCUCUUGACCUAUGGGUACCACGUCAUGCGCAACCUCGGCAACAGGCUGACCCUCAUCUCGCCGAGUCGAGGGUUCUGCAUGGAGCUCGCGAGUGCCGUUACGGUGCUGAUUGCCACGCGGCUGAGGCUGCCCAUAUCCACGACGCAAUCCAUCGCCGGCGCAACGGUGGGCGUCGGACUCGCGAAUGGAGACUGGCGAUGCAUCAACCCACGUCUUGUUGCGUGGAUCUACUUUGGGUGGGCGGUGACCGUUCCUGUGACUGCUCUGAUGAGUGGGUGUCUCAUGGCGUUGAUAUUGAAUGCCCCCCGCAUGACGCCGGCGACGUGA
Verticillium alfalfae VaMs.102 is the source of this 1488-nucleotide messenger RNA. Its product is annotated as phosphate-repressible phosphate permease. The transcript has 3 exons. Gene Ontology annotation, cellular component: membrane. Lineage: Eukaryota; Fungi; Ascomycota; Sordariomycetes; Glomerellales; Plectosphaerellaceae. Bases 1 to 1488 code for a protein of 495 amino acids. Gene Ontology annotation, biological process: phosphate ion transmembrane transport. The record is from RefSeq and is a predicted model, not a curated record.